UUUGGAGUUUUUUUUAAUUAAUACAAAAUUAAGGUUCUAAUUUUUCAAAUGCUUCUCAAUUAAUAUAUAGGGGAUAUUGAAAGACAUUUCAAGAACAGACUUCUUCUUUUGGAUAAUAGACAAUCUUUUCUCUUUUUUUUGGUCAACAACAAUCGUUUCUCUUUUUUUUGGUCAACAACAAUCUUUUCUCUUUAUUCAUGUGAAGAAACUUUUUUUGAACCAUUUUGAUGCAUUAAAUUAAAUGUUAGUGAUAUGGUUAUGUGGCCAUAUAGUGUUUAACAAUUUUGAUGAAAACAAAGAAAAUUACAACAACAUUCAACCUUAUAAGAAACCUCAAAUCUUAUUAGAUUAGUGACGGAAAUGAAAAUAAAAUCAUCUUUUUAUGUCUAUUGGCUGAUGAUGUAAGUUCACUGAUGAUGUAAGUUCUAGGAAAACACACUUAGUAUUACAGAGUAAACUAGUCCAAAAACAUAUUACAUUGAAUGACACGAGUUUGUAAUACCUUAAUUAAUACUAAGGGGUGUAUCGAUUAUCUGUUACAUCUACCAUAUUUAACCAUUUGGAUCAAAACUCAAAUCUAGAAUAACAAAAUAGCGAUAAUUUAGUUACCAUAGAAAUCGAAUUCAUGACCAAUAUGGUUACACUCAACCCUACUAGAUUACCACUACGCUUUCACUUUUUGCUAAAUAAAAACGUCUUAGAAAUUAUGGUUACCAUGCGUUCUUGAAAUAUGUUUAUUCGAUUUCUCAAAAUUUUGGGUCGGUUUAAUUAACCUCCCAUCCCUGGUCGUGGUCAUGUGAGUAUUUCUUUGAAAGAAACUUUACGGUUCUUUUUUUGCUUCAUAGCUUUUGCUAUAUUCUGAUUCUGAGGACUACUUUGCUAUAAAACACCGGUUGGUCGGUUAUAACGUGCGGUUUACCGGAAGCGACUAUGGUUCAGAAAGUUGUGGACUUUGUUUAUAUUUUUGUACACAGAAUGUGCCAUCCAUGCGUCCAAUGAUGUCAUGAUGUGGUUCAUCAGCUUCAGCAAUUGAUCCCACUAUCAGAGAUUUAGUUAUUCAGCUAUUGGUCCCACCAUCAGAGACUUAGUUUUCAGCUUUAGAAAUGUGAUAAAGGCAAAAACGAUGUCGUGUCAAAGAAGCUUCUAGAAGUUGUAGUCUAGCUAAUAGCUUGUGAACCAAGUCGCUACGAACUUACUCACUAAGGAUAAUUGUACUUUAUUUCAUCUACAAAAGCAUUAUAGAGAAUAUUCAAACCAAAAAUAUCAUAGUCUCUAGCAUCUCAUAAAAACUUUCUUUUCUGGUUCCUUGCUUGAUAGCUUUUGCUGUAUUCUGAUUCGAUCUUGAUUCAAAACGAAAAGAUGAUUUGUGGUUACUUCAAACCCAAGUUCUACAAGAAAUGCAAACAUUUGAUCAAGUUCAUCAAGAUUCGGCUCAAUAUACAGAGGAAAAAGAAGAACGCUAUGGUUAGCUUCUUGAAGACAGAUAUAGUGGAGAUUCUCAAGACCGGCCAAGAAGAUGAUGAAAGAGCUUAUAUAAAAGUAGAAGAAUUACUCGAAUACCGUCAAAUGAUAGCAUCUUAUGAUCUCAUUGAGAGAUGUUGUGACUGUAUCUCUUCCAAUCUCCCGUUAAUGCUAAAUCAAAGGGAAUGUCCUGAAGAAUGCAGAGAAGCUGUAUACUCUCUGAUAUAUGCAGCAGCAUGGGUUCGCAAAGUUCCUGAACUUAAAGAUCUAAGAGCUUUGUUUACGCGUAGAUAUGGAGAUUCCAUUGAUGCCUAUAUAAAUCAAGAGCUUGUUGAGAAACUUGUAUGGCGAAAACCUUCAAGAGAAUUUAAGGUUCAGACAUUGCAAGAGAUUGCUCAAGAGGCUAAGAUCAGUUGGGAUUCUUUGUCCAAAGGCAGUUUGAGUUCCAGUUCAAGCUUGAGUUCUAAAAGAAGAGAAUCAGUGAAGAAGAUUUUUCCUUACAAGAAACAAGGAGCACAAAACGAUGAACAAGGGCACGACGAGAAGAAAGAUGAGAGUACUGUUCAAGAAAAGUCGAGGUUACGUGGACCCCCAAGGCAGUGCGAGUCUCACAAGCACAAGCAGUAACGAAGUUUCCUUAACAAAAGAUUAAAAGAGAAAGUCGUCGUUCCAGAGACCGAAGAUUCUUGAUUAUGAUGAAGUGGUGGCUCGUCUAGCUGAUCUUCGCCGAAGAUAGGAGAUAGUUAACUAGUAUAGUAAUUAGGGUUUCUUUUCGUAAUUAGGUAUAUUGUAUAAACAAUAUGUUUAAAGUUAGAAGUUUUGUAAUAACCAUCUAAAUAACCAGCUUGAGUAAUAGAA
Messenger RNA from Brassica napus (rape), 2319 nucleotides. RefSeq lists its product as uncharacterized. Lineage: Eukaryota; Viridiplantae; Streptophyta; Magnoliopsida; Brassicales; Brassicaceae. The coding region runs from base 1360 to 2088 and encodes 242 amino acids. The transcript is spliced from 5 exons. Gene Ontology annotation, biological process: protein transport. The record is from RefSeq and is a predicted model, not a curated record.